GAGGCGCUGAGGAGGAGCCGCCGCCGCCACUCGCUCUGCUCCAGCCCCAGCGAGCCCGGAGGCGGCAGAGGAGCCCCGGCAGCCCGGUACCUGCUGCAGGAAGGGACAGAACAAGAAAGCACCAUGUCUUCAGUCUCAGCUUAUUACAAUGGAAAGACUGUACUUAUCACAGGAGCUACAGGUUUCAUGGGCAAAGUACUGGUGGAAAAACUUCUGCGCUCCAGCCCUGAAGUGAAAGCAGUUUAUAUUCUUGUCAGGCCAAAGGCUGGACAGUCAAUGCAAGAGAGAGUGGCCAACAUGUUGAAAUGUAAGGUCUUUGACAGGGUCCGAGAAGAUUGCCCUAAUUUCCAUGAGAAGAUUAAGCCUAUUAAUGCUGAACUCACUCAGCCCAAGCUGGCCAUCAGUGCUGAAGACGAGGAGGAGCUUCUGACCCGGGUCAAUGUUGUCUUCCACUGUGCAGCCACAGUUCGCUUUGACGAACCCCUCAAACAUGCCCUGCAGCUGAACGUGAUGGGCACACAGCGGCUCCUCGAGCUGGCCCGGCAGAUGCAGAAUCUCGAGGCCUUCAUCCACAUCUCCACUGCCUAUGCAAACUGCGUCCGGAAGUGCAUCGAGGAGAUCAUUUACCCACCCCCAGCCGAGCCCCAGAAGCUCUUUGAUUUAGUAGAGUGGCUGGAUGAAUCUAUCAUUCAAGACAUCACACCCAAGCUCCUUGGGGAGUGGCCCAACACUUACACCUACACCAAAGCCUUGUCAGAGUACCUGAUUCAGCAAGAGAAAGGAAACUUGAACGUUGCUAUCAUCAGGCCGUCCAUUGUGGGAGCCAGCUGGCAUGAGCCUUUCCCAGGUUGGAUUGACAACUUCAAUGGGACCAGUGGAAUAUUUAUUGCGGCAGGCAAAGGGAUCCUGCGGACCGUCAUUGCCAACAACGAAGCGGUGGCAGACAUGAUUCCUGUUGACGUUGCCAUCAACCUGACUCUGGCAGCUGGGUGGUACACAGCUGUGCACAGGCCAAAAAACUUGUUGGUGUACAACUGUACAACAGGGGGAAUUAACCCUUUCUUCUGGGGAGAAAUGGGGCAGUACGUCAUGUCCACGUUCAAAAGGAACCCCCUGGAGCAGGCCUUUCGAACACCCAAUGCUCACAUGACCUCCAGCUACUUGAUAAACCAGUACUGGAUCACUGUCAGCCACAAGGCACCUGCCAUCCUCUAUGACCUGUACAUGAGGCUCACAGGGAGAAAGCCCAGAAUGAUGAAGAUCAUCAAUCGGCUGCACAAGUCUAUGACACUCCUGCAGUAUUUCUCCACCCAGUCCUGGAACUGGUCUUCGGAUAAUAUGAAUAUGUUAAUGAGUCACCUUAACACAGAGGACAAAAAGUUAUACAACUUUGAUGUUCGCCAGCUGCACUGGUCAGAGUACAUCGAGAGCUACUGCAUAGGUGCUAAGAAGUAUUUGCUAAAUGAGGACAUGGCUGGCAUUCCAGCAGCAAAGCAGCAUCUACGCAAGCUGAGGAACAUUCGAUACGCAUUCAACACCACCCUCCUUGUGAUCAUCUGGCGCAUCUUCAUUGCAAGGUCACAGAUGGCUCGAAACAUCUGGUACUUUGUGGUGAGCCUCUGCUACAAGUUCCUGUCCUACUUCAGGGCAUCCAGCACCCUCAGGCACUGAAGCCAUCCAUCAGCAACCAGCCUCUUCCAGAAGGACCUCCAUCUCCUCUAAUCAGAAACUGUGGGCAUCGGGGUCUGAAAGUAGCAGAAAAAUCCACUCCGUCGAACAGCAGCUGGCAUUUAUUGUGCACUGUUACAUGCUCACCUUUUUAAUUUUAACUAAUGCUUUAAUACAUGGUGGUCUUUCUUCCAUAGGACCAGGCCAAUUUUUAAAGCCAUAACUGAAGCUUUAGGAACAGGUCAAGCUGGGACCCUUCAUCUAGAAUCUGAUGUGCAAGAGUAAGGAUUAACCAAAGUCAUUGUCUUCCCAUGUACUACUCCCUAGGCUAUCUUAAUUCUAUCUUCCUCAAAAGAAUCAAAUGUAAAGCAUGACCUUGGAAGACAAGGAUGCCACCAGAGAAGACCCAGCCAAGGAAGUUAACCUGUAAGAGGUCUUCCUAAAGCAGCUGUUCCUUCAUUCUCAUUCAGUGAA
This is a messenger RNA of Poecile atricapillus (Black-capped chickadee), 2142 nucleotides long. Its product is annotated as fatty acyl-CoA reductase 1-like. Gene Ontology annotation, cellular component: peroxisome. Gene Ontology annotation, biological process: long-chain fatty-acyl-CoA metabolic process. Gene Ontology annotation, molecular function: alcohol-forming very long-chain fatty acyl-CoA reductase (NADP+) activity. The record is from RefSeq and is a predicted model, not a curated record. The coding region runs from base 124 to 1671 and encodes 515 amino acids. The transcript is spliced from 12 exons. NCBI's taxonomy places the organism in Eukaryota, Metazoa, Chordata, Aves, Passeriformes, Paridae.